This is a messenger RNA of Erpetoichthys calabaricus (reedfish), 1460 nucleotides long. RefSeq names its product mannose-binding protein A-like. The coding region runs from base 186 to 980 and encodes 264 amino acids. The transcript is spliced from 5 exons. The record is from RefSeq and is a predicted model, not a curated record. NCBI's taxonomy places the organism in Eukaryota, Metazoa, Chordata, Cladistia, Polypteriformes, Polypteridae.
ACAGAUGUGUAUGUGGACUUUAGUAUGAGAGGGCUUUACAUUCUGAGAGAUUUCAUACCAGUCAGAUAAUUACAUAACAAGCACACAUCCCCCCAGAUAUAGGGGUCUGCACGGAGUCUGUCCUGUUGACACUUUGAUGAAUGCGGGAAGUGCAGCACAUGAGAACUGAAGACUAAUCCCUAAAAAUGCAACUGCAAAGCCUUGUCUUGACCUCCGCCAUUCUCAGCAUGGCUAUCUGGUCUUGUCUAACUGAGGAGCCCACAAACGGAAACGUCUUUGUUGGGAUUCCAGGUUUACCAGGAAGAGACGGGAGAGAAGGAAGAGAUGGAAAAGAAGGGCGAGAAGGAAGAGACGGACCACCAGGCACCAAAGGAGGCAAGGGAGAGAAAGGUGAAAGAGUAGUAGGUCCACCUGGGAAAGCUGGCCCUGCAGGUCAAAAUGGGGUGAAAGGUGAACAAGGGCAUAAAGGCGAAAAGGGCCAAGUAGGACAAAAGGGUGACCCCGGAGUUGUUGGCAUCCCAGGACAGUCUGCUGACAUGCGCCGCAUUGCACAACUGGAAACAGAAAUUCAAGCUUUGAAGACCACGAUUUCCAAUCUUGAAAAACGUAUGCAGUUUAUCUACUGGAGCAAACACGGCCAAAAGAGAUUUGGCACCAAAAACGACCAGCUAACCUUUGAUGAUGGAGUGAAGCUCUGCAAGGAAGCCAGUGGAGAAAUUGCAAUGCCAGCAAAUGCAGGAGAGAAUGCGGCCUUAAUGAAGCUUGUGAAAUCUUCCGAGGCAUACCUUGGGCUGAACGACAGGGUGAAAGAAGGCAGGUUUGAAGACGUCAGUGGGAAUCCCGUGACAUUCACAAACUGGAAAUCAGGGGAGCCCAAUAAUUACAAUGGGAAUGAGGACUGCUCUAUAAUAACAUCUGAUGGGAUUUGGAAUGACGUUCCGUGUAGUCGGAGUUAUACCAUAAUUUGUCAGUUUCAGUAAAAUGGGAUGGAAGGAAGUCCGAUGUAGACGUAAGAUGUCUGCACGUUUGUUCAGAUAUUUGUUCAGCACACUCUCUGUACAGCUUGUCAUGAGUAUUCAAUGUCUUAUUUCACACAGAGCUAUGGUUGUUCUUGAUUGCGAUUACACCUGCAGCGUGUUGCACCCUCUUCUACAUUCUCGUACGUCACUGUGUCUGUGGGUACGCCUACUUCAUCUGGUUUUCCAUUCAUUCAUCAUUGACACUUUCAAGUCAACACUUGUGAUCCUUUUAAAUUUUUUUUCUAAUUUUUCAACAAAUUUUGUUUUUGCAAGACGGCCAUGAAAACAAAAUCAGCCGAUUCAAGGACAAAUCGAGAGAAUCGUUCAACAGCAGCUGAGGUCAAACACCAAAGCAGAGAACUUUAUCCUUGGGGUAAAAACAAGUUCAAAUUCGUUAAUAAAUUCUUGAUCAUAACCAGAAUAAAUCCUUACUUUUUUUUA